CGAUGACCGUCACCGAACUUGGCACUCCAGUUUUCACUUAUCCGGGAGGAAGGAACCGGUACAUGAAGGUCCUUUUCUGUGAAGAGAGAACAAAGCAAAAAGCGAUUCGGCGAUUGGGGUUCCGCGAAAGUUCGAACGCCCUCUCUUCCUGUGGCGAUUUGCUCGCCAUUUGCUUGCCAAGUUUUCAAUAGCUCAGUAAAAUCGCAAAAAAAGAAAUUACAGAGAGCAAAAUCAUAAUUCUGGUCCGAAUUACCAACGAGAGGGUCCUGGAGAAUCUGUUCAUAACAGUUAUGAUCCCAUCUUCAACCAGGCAGAUGUAA
This is a messenger RNA of Caenorhabditis auriculariae, 320 nucleotides long. The record is from the annotation of a GenBank genome assembly. Lineage: Eukaryota; Metazoa; Nematoda; Chromadorea; Rhabditida; Rhabditidae.